Sorex fumeus (smoky shrew) is the source of this 5691-nucleotide messenger RNA. It is a transcript of the gene UBXN2A, whose product is annotated as UBX domain protein 2A. NCBI's taxonomy places the organism in Eukaryota, Metazoa, Chordata, Mammalia, Eulipotyphla, Soricidae. The transcript is spliced from 7 exons. Gene Ontology annotation, molecular function: ubiquitin binding. Gene Ontology annotation, cellular component: nucleus; cytosol. The record is from RefSeq and is a predicted model, not a curated record. Bases 188 to 964 code for a protein of 258 amino acids. Gene Ontology annotation, biological process: proteasome-mediated ubiquitin-dependent protein catabolic process; nuclear membrane reassembly; autophagosome assembly.
GGGAGCUGCGCAGGGCAGGACUGGGCGCGCCCGCGCGCGGCCCCGGGCGGCGGUGACCGAGGGUGGCGGAGCCUCCGGGUCUGGGGGCCGCGGCGGGGUCGCCGUCGGAGGGGGCGGGCUCCAGCCGCGCGGCCCCGGAGCCACUGCGCGGCGCGGCCCCCUCCCGCGGCCCGAGUAAGGCAGGAGAAUGAAAGAAGUAGAUAAUAUUGAAAGUAUAAAAGAAGAAUGGGUUUGUGAUGCAGGAGCCGACAAUCAGCCUCUGAGUGUGAGUCAACAAACAAACUGUGACUAUCUUGUUGACAACCUUUUUGAGGAAGCUCAAAAGGUCGGUGCCAAAUGCCUGUCUCCCAGUGAACAGAAGAAACAGGUAGAUGUAAACAUAAAAUUAUGGAAAAAUGGGUUCACAGUCAAUGAUGACUUCCGAAGUUAUUCUGAUGGUGCAAGUCAGCAGUUUCUGAAUGCCAUCAAGAAAGGGGAGUUGCCCCUGGAACUGGAGGGGCUUUUUGAUAAAGAGGAGGUGGAUGUGAAGGUCGAAGAUAAGAAGGAUGAAGUCUGCACCUCCACCAAGCCUGUGUUCCAGCCUUUCUCCGGACAGGGCCACAGACUGGGAAGUGCCACGCCAAAAAUUGUUUCUAAAGCAAAGAGUAUUGAAGUUGAGAACAGAAAUAACUUGUCUCCUGUCCCACUGAACCCCCAAGAGCCUGUCACUAACAUACAGAUCUGGUUGGCCAAUGGGAAAAGGAUUGUCCAGAAAUUCAACGUUUCUCAUAGGGUAAGCCACAUCAAAGAUUUCAUCCGAAAGCACCAGGGGCUUCAUGGAAAUACCCCCUUCCUCCUGGCCACAGCCCUCCCCGUCCUCAGACUGCUGGAUGAUGCCCUUACCCUGGCAGAGGCUGACUUACAGAACGCCGUGGUCAUUCAGAGGCUCCAGAGCACCAGCGACGCUUUCCAACAACUCUCCUAGCCCAGGGUAUCUAUGCACGAAGAGCAGCUGCAGAGAUAGGAUGGCCGCGAGCGGGCCAGGGGCUGGUCUGCUAUUCCAGGCCCUCCUGAUGAAAGACUCCCAGAAAAGUACAAUUAGAGAAGGAGAUAGGGCCAGAAACUAGUCAGUGCACUCUUUAGAAUGCUCCACAGAUAGAAAAUAUAUUUAUUUCCAAAAACCAUCUUAAUCAGAUAUGAAUUUGGCAAAUAUGUUUAUAAGCUCAUUCAUCAAAGUCUCUUUCCCAAACAGUAGUGAUUUAUUUAAAUGCUAAGCUAUCUCAGAUUUCAAAAAUAGCACGCUAAAAAAAAAAUUACACAUGGCAGGUUAAAGGCAUCAUUGUGAUUACUUUAUAUCUGAGACACAAUCAAAAGGAACUGAUUUCAUCAUAGCUAAGCGUGAACCACAAAGUGUUGUCAACUUGCGUUCUCUAAUGGCAAGAUAUAAUCAAAUUUCAUUUGGCAGCAGUAUCUGAGAAAUAUUUUCAUUGAAGAACAAAUUGUGUAGCUUAGUGUACUGUUAGUAUACUGUUGGUAUUAAUCUGCCUACUCAUCUUUCUACAUUUUCAAAACGUGAUUUUUUUUUUGUCUUUUGGGGCUCAUCCUGCCACACCCAAGGUUACUUCUUGGGAGAUGGGGGUGGCAUAUGGUGUGCUAGGGAUCAAAGCUGGUUCAUCUGUGUUCAGAGCAAGCACCUCCCCCACUGUACAAUCUUUCUGGCCUGAUUUUUAAGCAAUUCUUUUCUCUCAAAGACCUCCUAUUGUAUUUUCUUUAAAAAAAACAUAGGGAUUGGUGGACUGGAGAGAGAGAGAGUAUAUGAAGUCAUGGAACAUACCUCUUGCACACAGCUAAUCCAAUUCAAAACUUUGGCUCCACCAAUGGUCCCCAAAUGCUGCCAUGGCACAGAGCCAGGAAACGCUCUGAACGCCUCUGGGUGUGACUCCCUCACCCCCAAACUGAGAGAGAUGAUCACUUAUCAUUUCUAAAAACUACAGAAAUUUGUUUUUCGCUAACAUUUUAAGUUAGCCAUUCUUUUGCCACGCUGAGAAUCCAAUGCUUGUAUAGUUAGAUUUCUAAUUAAUAUUUUUAGACCGUGUCUCUUAAAGUAGGGUUUUUGCUUCUAUACAUCAGAAUCAACUUGUGAGAACUUUAUAGGACUGUUUCUUACUUUCUGAUGUCAUCAGGGAAAACAUGCUUUGUAUUUUAAAUUUUUAAAGAAAGCUGAUUAGAUUUGAUUAUUUCACUAGAUGAAAUCCCUUUACCUGAGGAAUAAGUUUACGACACUUUCUUACAAAUGAUCUGUUGAAUCAGAUUGAAGAGAGGACAUGCUACUAUUGAGUGUGUCUUGCAGGGAUGCUCACUGGGCACUGAAUGUCUAAAAGGAAGAGCGAUGCCCAAACUUUUGGUCUCAAGAGCUUUGGUUUAUGUGGGUCGUUUUAUUACUAUAUUUUAAAAUAAAAUUAUGAAAUGUUUUUUAAAGCAAAAACACACCUUAAUACAAGUCACGCCUGUAUGAAAAAAGUAUCUGCUUUCCAAAACAGCAAGGUUCAGUGAGAGCCGUGUCCUGCUGCUUGAUUUCUGGCAAAAUCCCUCCCGUGUGAGGGUGACAGGUGGGCUCAGAUCUGCCGUUCCACCAUCUGCUGCUACAUUCCAAGCCUGGAACCUCUAGAAGGUGCUACUGUACAGCCAGGACAGAAUGAAACAAGCAGGAAAUGUCACAGUAGGAUGAUGAGACCUGAUUUGAUCUUGUGGGCUUCCUGCAAGGACUAAAUAUAUGAUAAUUGUCAAGCCUUAGCAGAAGAAUCACUUGAGGGCCCAGGGAGAUGAUUCAAAGGGCUGGAGUACCAGCUUCACCUUUGCAGCCCUGAGUUUGAUCCACAGCACUGCAUGGUCUCCUGAGCACUGUGCCAGAAGUAACCCUGGAGUAGCUCUGGGCAUGGCCUAAAUCACCCUAAAAAGAAAGAGUUGGGUGGAUUUUUAAAUGCCCCUUUUUGGUGUCAGAGAGAUAGAAUAGCGGGUAAGGCACUUGCCUUACACACAGCCAAUCUGGGUUCGAUCCCCAGCACCCUGUAUGGUCCCCCUGCACCCGCCUGACUCUAAGUAAGUAAAGUAAAGGCCCUCCUGUUGAUCAUCAAUUUGCUCGAGCGGGCCCAGUAACGUCUCCAUUGGAGACUUUGUUGUUACUGUGUUUGGCAUAUCGAAUACGUCACGGGGAGCUUGCCAGGCUCUGCUGCCUAUUCUCUCUCCAGUGAUUCUCUACUUUUUCCCCCACAGGCUUCUAAACCAAGGCCUCACCCAGGAGAGACUUGGUGCCAUCCAUGCCAAGCCCAUCCUACCCUCCCAUAAUCUUAGUAUAGCCAGGCUGCAGAAGCCCCUGCACGCUACCCUGGCUCUAUACUCAGGAGUUACUCCUGGCAGUGCUUGGGGGACCAUAUGGGAUGCCAGCGAUCGAACCCUGGGUCAGCGGCAUGCAAGGCAAACGACCUCCCCACUCUACGAUCGCUCUGGCCCCAGGCCAUAAUAUCUAACAAGCCUUUUCUCUUUGGAGCACUGGAGGGACCUGCCUGAGGCAUGUGUUCCCUGGAAGACCACUGUCCUUGUGCUGUUACCACUGUCCCUGUGCUGUUCCCAGCCUCACCAGCCAACUGGGCUGAUUUUUCUUUCAUCCCAUGCCCUCAGUCAGCAACUGAAAGUCAGUGUUUCCUGUCCGUGAUGUUUACAACUGUUUAGAGCCCUCUCCAGAGACAAAAAUAUCGGUGCUCUCCGUGCGGAGGGAGGGGCCAGCAAGAGAGUCCAGGGGUAGGCACAGGCCUUGCUGCAGUCAACCCCAGUUCUCCCACCCUCCGUGGUCUCCCAAGCAUUCCAGGGUGCAGUCCUAGAGGCCCCCAAGCACUGCCAGGGGGCCCAGGACUCCCCAACACUGCAGGGCUUGAGCAGCCCGACAUCCUCAGGCCCUUGCAAGUGAACCACAGGCCACACUGGCCAAGAAUUUCUGGGAGGACUCCGCCCCCCCGACCCUGUCUCUUUAGCACCACUUGGGAGGGUCCCCACCCCACCAAAAUAAAAUAAGGGGAUAGGAAAUUCAAUAAGCUUCUCUUGAAGAUAGAAUACAGUAUGAAAAUUACUGAUAUAUUUACUUUUUCUUUUUUUUUUUUUACUCUUUGGGUCAUACCCGGAAAUGCACAGGGGCUACUCCUGGCUCAUGCACUCAGGAAUUACUCCUGGUGGUGCUCGGGGGACCAUAUGGGAUGCUGGGAAUCGAACCCGGGUCUGCCGCGUGCAAGGCAAAUGCCCUACCCGCUGUGCUAUGACUCCAGCCCAAUUACUGAUAUAUUUUCAAGAACCCGUAAAGAAAAAUUUCAUGUAGACCAAUCAUGAAGCAUUUUAUGAUUUUCUUUUGCAUCCGUCAACAUGUAAUUCUGCAUCUGAUUUUUUUCUGAAGGGGACUCUUGUUGGAAAUUUGUACGUCUAGAAAAGCAGCUUGUGGGGUUUCCCGUUUCUGGUUUAGCCAGGAUACAUACUUGUUCUGCUCAUGUGAAAACUCACCCCAGGGGGAACUGACAUCAGCAAUACCUUCAAUUUUAGCAUUGUGAAAACAUGCAUUAAGAUGACUCAUGAGGCUUUUUACUUGAAGGUUUCAAAAGAAUAAGUUGUUGGGCUGGAGAAAUCACUUGAAGGGCUUGAGACAUGUUUGUAGGAGGCCCAGGUUUGUUUUAUGUUUGGUUUGUUUUUUGUUUUAUUUUUGGCCCAUACCCAGUGGUGCUCUGGGGCUAUUCCUGGCUCUGUGCUCAUGAGUGGUCCCCUAACAGUGCUUGGGGGACUAUAACCAGGUUAGGGAUCAAAUCAGGGUCUGCAGGAUGCAAAGGCAAAUACAGGAGGCAAAAAUGAGGAGGCUCAGGCUUGAUCCUCGGCCCCACGUGGUCCCAGGCUCCUCAGGGAGCGACUCCCCACCCCAGUACAAGAACCAAAACAGUAGUGAAGUGUAGAAUAUUCCAGACAUCUCGACUUUAGAAAAGGAACGGCUCUUAGCAAGGGAUGGUAGAAUUGGAAAGCGUCUAAGGUGUGGAAUAUAAUUUGGUCGAAGUUGUUUCAAAACUCAGUUUCUUAAAACAUCAUCAUUGGAGCUGAUAUCUAUAAUUGCAUUUCUAAUUUUACCAAUUCUAGAUUAUGAGUUAAAAUACUAUGCAUUAUCCAGGUCUUGAGUGAUUUUGUUUCAGUUAGUUCAAAAUACUUUUGUUCAUAAUACUUUUCAUUAUGUUUUAUUAUGUUGAAAUAUGGUAUGUACAGAGUAUGGUAUGCAUAUAUUUCAGUGCCUUAAAAAGUAUUUUGGAAGUAAUCUUUUGCUAAUGGUUAAAGAACUGUUCUCGUAAGGAUGAAAUAUCGUUCAUGAAAAGGAUCUGUGAAAUGAUUUACUUUUGGUUAUAAAAUAGUAUUAUAUGUGGAUGCAUUUGUCACUUAUUUGGCAAGUUCGUUCAGUUUGAGAAUCAAGAAACAUUUAUUGGGUGCCUUUUAACCAAUGUUACUUUAUUUAAAAUACUCAGAGAUGUUAUCAUGCAAUUAUUUUAGUAAUAGCUCAGUGGCUAUAUUUAUUUUUAAACCACCCUUUAUGUCCUUAGUUGAACUAAUCUGAAAGACUGUUGGUAGGGUUUACUCUUUUGUUCUGUCUAAAUAUAAACCAUUUCAUUAAAAAGUUGCUCAUUGCACUGAAUCUUC